AUGCACGUGAGACAUGGACGGAAGGAAAGACAAUCAAAUUAUGAAUAUGAAAUUCCUUCAGAAUCUAUCCAAUUUUUCGAGCACCGCCACAGUGCCAAACACGUGCCCACUGUGACCCGGCGCACCCACAGAUGCUGGGUGUCCCUGGACGGAAGGCCCAUAGAACUGAUAGUUAGUGAUCUUCCGCCUCUGAACCGAUUUCCAAGGGACACGCUCGACGAAUGGCAGACGGUCCGCUGCGGAGUGUUGAGCACAGCUGACAUCUACGUUUUAAUAUUUGAUGUAUCCGAUGUACGAAGAACUUUCAACAAAGUCAGGGAAUUGUAUGCCCAGCUGAUGGAAUUGAGGAGGAGAGAUGAAAGGGAAUAUGGGGUUUUGGUAGUCGGAAAUAAGACGGAUUUGCUGGUGAAACAUGCCGAAGGAGAAGGACCUCAGGAGUUACGCGAUGCGGUGACCCUAAUUAGGAAAAACUGGAAAAUUGCCUAUGUGGAAACUUCGGCCCGUUACAAUUACCACAUCGCCCAGCUUUUCCGCCUGAUAGCCGGCGGUCCAGGGCCCCUGCAGAGAGGCGGGUCUGCGGGGGCCGACGGCCGUCAAGGGGGCACACUACGAAGGGACAGGGACGGCAAAUGCAUCAUAUUAUAG
Ctenocephalides felis (cat flea) is the source of this 645-nucleotide messenger RNA. Its product is annotated as ras-like protein family member 10B. The transcript is spliced from 3 exons. The record is from RefSeq and is a predicted model, not a curated record. Bases 1 to 645 code for a protein of 214 amino acids. Lineage: Eukaryota; Metazoa; Arthropoda; Insecta; Siphonaptera; Pulicidae. Gene Ontology annotation, molecular function: GTP binding; GTPase activity.